Molecule: messenger RNA, 2135 nt
Organism: Bombus terrestris (buff-tailed bumblebee)
Lineage: Eukaryota; Metazoa; Arthropoda; Insecta; Hymenoptera; Apidae
Product: potassium/sodium hyperpolarization-activated cyclic nucleotide-gated channel 1-like
Exons: 8
Coding region: 375-2135 (586 amino acids)
Source: RefSeq, a predicted model, not a curated record
UUGAAAAUCGUGAAAACACUUCCUUCAGGUUAUGAAUUUUGAUCCACAAUCGAGGAAAAGUUGGAUUGUGAUAGAAAUAAGGCGAUAUGGAAAUUAUUUUACGCUAAAUUAUAUUCGCGGUGUACUCGAACUGUGUGAAAAUGAUCAAAAUUAAAGUUUAAAGUUUACAGUUCAUACUUCAGAGUUCGAAGUUCAAAGUUUAGGGUUAAAAGCUCAAGAUUCAAGGGCGAAGUUUCAAGUUUAGCGUUCAAAACUUCCGACUAGAAGUUCAAGAUUUAAUGUUACAAUUCCAGAUUUCAAAUAUCACAUUUUAAGUUUCAAGUUUCAAAUUGCUAUAUUACAACUAACUAGACAAUUUGUGGCAAGAGAGAAGCAUGGAUUCCGGCGUGAAGCCCCAUAUCUGUGCCUUAAAAAAUAGUGACAAAUAUUACAUGUUCGGUUCAGAUGAAGACAUCACGUGUAAAAAUAUAUGGAUAAACAUGUUCCAAAUCAAUGGGAAAACACCGAGGGCGAAAAUAUUUUUCGAAAGUAUGGCGCACGUGUGUGCCGAGAGAAGAAGGCAUGCUUUGAUACAUUGGUGGAUUAUUCAUCCUUGCAGCAGUUGGAGAUUUCUAUGGGACUUGGUAAUGACAGUGGUAUAUAUGGUCGGCUUUCUGACGAUCCCAUUUUCCGUCAGUUUUAUUGUCAUGAGUCACGAUAGAAUUCGAAUGGAUAAAUUCAAUUUUUUAAUUUACGCUUUUUGCUGGAUGGAUAUAGUAUGCAAUUGCUUCACUGGAUAUUACGACAAGAAACUCAUGCAGAUGGAAUUGGCUCCCUUCAAGAUAUUCAUGUACUUUCUUUAUGUAUAUCUUUUUAGAAUGCAGAAUUCGCAUAUAGAAUAUUUUUUGAACUAUUUAAAAACCUUUCUUAUAUUGGAUAUCCUUUCCUCAUUGCCAUGGGAUCACAUAACUUUGCCAUGGCGAAGUCUUCCUGGAAGAGAAUCUAAUCAUUUAGUUUCUCUACUCAAUCUCUUACCUUGUUUGAAGCUGUCGCGUUAUGGCUACGUUAAUAUGCGAAUCUCCGAGCUUUUUAGCGUAAUCCAUUUCGAAGUGAUGCACUUUUAUUACGAACUAUUUUCCACCUUCAUGUUGGCAUUUUACAUAAUGUAUUGGUCUUCGUGUCUGUAUUACUUGAUACCAGUGUUAGUUUUACACUUCAGUAACUCUUUACCAGAACAAUAUAAUUUAAUAAACGUUAUACAGGAAUGUCCCGAAUGUUGGAUGACAGGGUUAGACAGCAGCAGCAUACCUUCCAGGUUUCAAUAUACACUCUUUAUCGUCGUAGAGAAAUUAGCAGCGAGUGGUUACGGUGGCUACGUGCCAAGAACAAACGGUCACAUUGUAUUGAGCUUUGUUCUUAUACUCAUUGGUAGAGUGCUCGAAUGUUACAUUGCAGUGAUGCUGAUUCAAAUAAAAGCAGGAAAACAAGCAUCGGAAUCGAAAUUUCAAGAAAUAAUAAAUCAGUUAUGCGCUUACACGAGUCAAAAACAAUUACCAAAGCACAUGAAGAUUCGUCUUCUGGCUUAUUACUAUUAUCGUUUCAGGAAUAGUUACUUUCGCGAAAAGUCUAUCUUAUCUAAUUUAUCAGAACAAUUACGUCAAGAGAUUGCGCUUCAAUCGAGCCAUCGUUUAGUCGAAAAUGUAGCAAUAUUCAAGGACUUACCCAAAUACGUUUUACGAUCCAUCAUAAAGAAUUUGAAAUUCGAGCUUUAUCUACCUAACGACGUGAUCAUCAAAGCAGGAGCUUAUGGCGAUUGUAUGUUUUUUUUAUCUGCUGGAACUGUCGCUGUACUAACACCCACUGGGAAAGAGAUCUGUCACCUGGACGACGGAGCCCAUUUUGGAGAAGUAGCGCUUCUAGUUGGUGAACAAAGAAGAGUCGCAAGCGUGAUCGCGAUUGAAGUGUGCGAAGUGUACCGUUUGGAUCGCAAAGAUUUUCGAAAGUGUAUCUCCGUGCACACGGAAUUAUUCGCGAAGAUCGAGAGACUCGCGACCGAGAGGAUCGAGAGAGCUAUGAUCAUUGAAGAACACCAUAAACGUCAUCUUAAACGAAGUUCUGCUCAAGCUGAUCAUAGAAAAACUGUAGCACGUUACUAA